Rhopilema esculentum is the source of this 914-nucleotide messenger RNA. RefSeq names its product eukaryotic translation initiation factor 3 subunit J-A. Lineage: Eukaryota; Metazoa; Cnidaria; Scyphozoa; Rhizostomeae; Rhizostomatidae. The record is from RefSeq and is a predicted model, not a curated record. Gene Ontology annotation, cellular component: eukaryotic translation initiation factor 3 complex; cytoplasm. Gene Ontology annotation, molecular function: translation initiation factor activity.
CUUAUGAUCCAGCCUCCUGAUCAAACAAGCCUUUUCGUUAACGGCAUUGAGUAUCUAUCUGGUCGGUGGCAGCCGUCCCAAGUGGGACCAAAAAGAACAAAAAAAAGUUUGAAAAAAUUUUUACGCUGUACUGAUUAGGGAUUUCAAUGGCUUCAUGGGAGGAUGAAGAUUUUGAACCCAGUGUGGGAGAUUUAAAAGGAAAGCCUUCAGAUAAAUGGGAAGGUGAAGAUGAAGAUGAUGAUGCAGUCAAGGACAACUGGGAGGAUGAAGAUGAAGAAGAGGAAACACAAGAAACAAUGAAAGUUGUAGAAAAGAAGAAGAAAAAACCUUUAGCUGAGAGGAUAAAAGAAAAGGAGGAGGCAAAGAUGAAGAAAUUAAAAGAACUUGAAGAGGCACUUAAAAAUGAGGAUGAUAUUGAUGAUCAGGACCUCACACCUGAAGAAAGGCUUGCAGAAAAAAUUAGGAAACAGAAACUUAUUGAAGAAGCUGACUUACUAAUAGCUAAAGAUACUUUCGGGGUUACUGAUUUGCCAGAAAAGAAGACAUUUGACAAUUUUGAACCAGAUACUAAAGAGGAAUUCACAGAGUUUCAGAACCUCCUUGUUGAGAAAAUUACAAAAUAUGAGGGUAAAGCCGAGUACACGUCGUUUUUAGAAGGACUCUGCAGAGAUUGUUGUGCAGGAAUUGAAGUCGCAGACAUAAAGCGAAUUGCAACUACCUUAAAUGCAUUAGCUACGGAAAAGGCGAAAAUUGCAAAGCCUGCUAAAACGAAAAAGAAAGGCGGAAAGAAGACGUUGGUUGGUGCUUCUGCUAAGGCCAGUAAGAGAGACAAUUUUCUUGACUAUGACAAUCAGUUUGAUGAUUUCGAUGACUUCAUGUAAACAUUCAUUCAUUAAAUAGCAAAAUUUGUCUAA